Molecule: messenger RNA, 1205 nt
Organism: Amoebophrya sp. A25
Lineage: Eukaryota; Dinophyceae; Syndiniales; Amoebophryaceae
Source: the annotation of a GenBank genome assembly
UCGUAUUCGGCUUUUUUUUCCACCGUCGCCAGGAGAAACGGGUUCGGGUAGGUUCGUAGACGUUCCGGUUGACGACCAGAAUUGUUGGGCUGUUGCGCUCCAGGACAAAAUGCUUCAAAGUUUCGAGCGCCGCUUAAACCUGAAGGCGGAGCGGGUCGUGCCUUCAUUUUCCAAACCAGUUCUUUUGGAUGGCAGGCCUGGCUCGUCUUCUUCACAACUUGAGUAUUAUUUUACUGCCGUCAUAUAUAUUCGUGGCACGAAUGAGGAGAGCCGCCUCAGCGAGGAUACAGGACACAACGUGAAGAAGCUUCGUGCCACCGCAGACGCAAAUAAGGUUGUGCCAAAACACGAAAAGGCGAUUUAUUCAGAUUCUGCGGGGGAUUCACAGGUUGCCGACCCGAAAGCUCCAAAGAAACAGCGGCCUUGUGUGGAGAAGCAGCAGGAGUGGCUCGGGUAGAUACAAUAUCAGACAUCUUUGGUGAAUAAUCAAUAAGCAUCUUCCGUCCUGUCAGAGGGUCCUGUUACAUUCGGCCAUGGCGAUGGCGUCCAACCAACCCGCGAACACUUUACAGGGGAUCGCUUAAUUUGUUUUCAUCGAGUCGGGCCUCUCCCUUAUCAUGCAGGGUAUUUGUUGCUGAAGCAAUCCUCUGAGGAUGAACUGUGAAACUAGGUUUCGUUUUUGACAUGUAUUUCUGUGUCCACUGUAUAAUAUUUUCAUCUGCACCACAGGUUGGAGUUUACUCGUGGACGGGGCUUUCCGUGGAGAUCUCUAAGAACAACCUGGAGCCGGAGCAUUGCUGAUCGGAGGGUCGCACCUGAAGAGCAGCAGCGAUGGCUUUCUCUUGAGCUGGAUUUGCUGGACAACGUAUAUUCCCUAGCUGAGGGAGGACUGAGGCCGCCCUCAGAAAGGCUAGAAGAAGUUGAUCUCGGCGCAAUAUUGGAAGACAUCGCGAGAUAUGUCGAACGAAGAGCGAGAAGCCCCUCAUUUCAUGCUGAUCUCUUCAGCGGAAAUUGCCAAGAAAAGAUACUGCUGUCCAUUGAGCUGGAGGGUUCGUCAUUACCUUUGCUCAAAAUGCUCAUGAUGGUGGCUACACAGUAUAACCUUAUUAACCAAUGCACGAAGGGCCAUUUGUAUUCAGUAAUUCAAGAUCUUCCGUGGGACUUCGGAGCGCCAGCAUGUUUGAAGGGGAAUAGCCACAGCGCGU